AUUUGGCAACCCUGUUGCUAAAACUCUGCUGGAGAAGAUUGUCCGGCUUUUCUACAGCAGAUGCAUCUUCAGUGAUUAAUGCAGAUCACAUCAGGAGAUAACGGACGUUCCGUCGCUUGAUGUAUUUCAUAUAUGUUUAUCAGCCAUGGCGCGUUAUUCACCCUUCACGACAAAUCUAGACCCAGUGAGAAAGUUGCCAGUGAAGACAGCAGUCACUGUUGUGGCCACUGUUGUGUUUUUUAAGUGUUUAUUCUCGUGUCCGUGUGCGAGUCCGGAGGAAACGAUUGUGCACUGCUGGCUGUACCUGCUGCUUCCUGUAGGCAUCAUGCUCUUCAUCCUCAUCCUGGUGGACACACAGCUGCUCAAACUGUGCCAGUGUUACGUGUGCAGGUGUUGUGCGCGAGCCGAGGGCAGAUGUUGCAGUGACAGUGUGGAGUGCUGCUGCUGUGCUGGAGGUCACUGUUACAGGCCCACACACUGCGGGGAAGAGGUGCGCUACUACUGCGCUCUUAUAGGGGGUUAUUUACUGAGGGUUUUCUGUGCCUCGGCUCUGUGGAUUGUGGUCGCGUUGGUUGAUGGUGACUGGUACGUCUGCAUCCGCACAGUGACGGUGAACGGUACCGGGCCACAACAGAUCGCCUGUAAGGAUUUACCAACACCAGAAGAAGCAGAAACUCUGAGGAAAUACAGCAGUGAGUCACGGAUUAUUGCUUUGGUCAUCAUCCUGGGGCUUUCCUUCCUGCUGGUGGUAAAUACCGCUAUCAUGACCAGAUGGAAGCCGUACUACAAGUCAGUGUUUGAGGCGUACGUGGAGCAGGAGACGGAAGCCACGCUGGACGGGAAGCUGCACGAGCAGGCCGUGGAAAGAGCAAAACUUCUGAGUGAGAGUGUGUUGCACUGCGUUCACAGUCAGCAUGAGAACAACAGACAGGAAGAAGGACACAUUCAGUACCAACCACUAACAGAGACAGAGGAGAAUAUGUGGAGGAGAAUAUCACACCCAGCCUUCCAUCUGCUGGGAGUGAGGAUCCAUUCCUGAGGUGUUCAGUCAUCCAGGGCAUUGUGAGUGUCUGUGAAAUGAUCUGUAAGCAAGCAAACUAUACCACUCCGUUAGAAAGGAACCCGUUACUGACAAGCAAGGCUUAUUUAUUGCACAAAAAAAUGCUUGAUUAAUGCAGUAUUAGAUUUUUAUUUUUAGGGAAAACCCUCACACUUAAUAGUGAAGGUUGAGUUGCUAAACCGUUGAUGCUGAAAAGAUUAAAAGCAGUACAACGGAUUAACUGUGAAUUGAGUCAUGGCAUGUUUGCUUCCUGUUUUAACGUUAGAUGUUUUGAGAUGAUUGUCUACCGACGGUUAGAUGCUGGGAAGAAUGAUUCGUUUAAAAGGUAUACAAAAUUUAACAGGUAUAAAGAGCUAUUAGACAAUAAAGGACUGAGACAACAGUGUAGGUUUUCUAACAGUUUUACAAGAGUCUUGUAUGUUAGCCUGCUCACAAGAACUGUACAUUUAUAGCUGUUUAAGAUUUAGAUUUAAUAAAUGCAAACGCUUCCUGAAUAUAGAAAUGAAUAACACUAUGUUUAUGGUUAAAAAGGAAAGAAAAGGUAGUGUUUAUUAUUGCACUGUUUAAUGUAUUGGGAAUUGAAGGUUGUCUUUUUAACAGCGUAGGUUUUUACCGGCAAACCCGAGCCAAACCUCCGUGCACAUAACCUGACCCACAGGAUGUAUCUAUGUUAUUUCUUUUAUCUGUCUUCUAUUACCAUUAUCUAAAGCAGCUUCUUUUACACUCCGAUAUACAUAAACAUAAGAAAAUCAAGUGUUCAUUUCCACUACACACUUUAUUCAUUUCCAUAUCAUAUUACAGCUAUCCAUGCAGAAAGGAAGUAAAUACUUGAGUAAAUGCCUACAGAUCCUAUGUUAACAAGCAGACAAACCUCAGCGAUGAUUUUAUGCAUAGAUCUAAAUAACAAUUAUGUGUAAUUAUGUUUUCAUGGAAUUAUAUUAAUAUAAAACAAUCCA
Hemibagrus wyckioides is the source of this 2016-nucleotide messenger RNA. RefSeq lists its product as uncharacterized. Gene Ontology annotation, molecular function: monoatomic cation channel activity. Bases 146 to 1039 code for a protein of 297 amino acids. The transcript is spliced from 2 exons. Lineage: Eukaryota; Metazoa; Chordata; Actinopteri; Siluriformes; Bagridae. The record is from RefSeq and is a predicted model, not a curated record.